AAGAUGGCGGCGCCCGUAAUUGAAACAUGCCACAUAGCUUGUUGUGCAAACAGGACUCCAAAUGUUGUUUCUUGGGGUCGUGGAGGGACUAUUGCUUUUGGGACAUGUACCUCGGUAGCUCUCUACGACCCACAGGAGAGAAGAGUGGUGGCUGUGCUGAAUGGACACACAGGGAGAGUGAACACAGUGCAGUGGAUUCACAGAGAGGACUGUGCUCCAGAGAGUCAUCUUGUCUCUGGAGGCUCAGAUAAUCGGCUCAUUGUCUGGGAGGUUCAAAAUGGGAAGUUCAUCCAGUCGUUGGAGUGUAAGGGCCACACGGGUGCAGUGUGUGCUGUGGACGCCAUCUAUCUGGAGGAUUCAAAGAUCCUGGUGGCCUCCUCAGCAUCCGACUCCACUGUCAGACUGUGGCUCUGUGAUGGAGCCAAAGAAGGUAUGUUCAAAGCCACAUUCCGGCACAACAGCAGCUGUGUGGAGCUCAGAGAGACGAGGUGGAGGGGAGCGAGAGGAAAGCAGGAGAGGGAGAGAAUGUGA
Notothenia coriiceps (black rockcod) is the source of this 531-nucleotide messenger RNA. Its product is annotated as elongator complex protein 2-like. Gene Ontology annotation, molecular function: protein binding. The transcript has 6 exons. The record is from RefSeq and is a predicted model, not a curated record. Gene Ontology annotation, cellular component: elongator holoenzyme complex. Gene Ontology annotation, biological process: tRNA wobble uridine modification. Bases 4 to 531 code for a protein of 175 amino acids. Lineage: Eukaryota; Metazoa; Chordata; Actinopteri; Perciformes; Nototheniidae.